Molecule: messenger RNA, 4697 nt
Organism: Branchiostoma floridae (Florida lancelet)
Lineage: Eukaryota; Metazoa; Chordata; Leptocardii; Amphioxiformes; Branchiostomatidae
Product: anillin-like
Exons: 19
Coding region: 172-3291 (1039 amino acids)
Biological process (GO): actomyosin contractile ring assembly; septin ring organization; mitotic cytokinesis
Cellular component (GO): actomyosin contractile ring
Source: RefSeq, a predicted model, not a curated record
AGCUAUCCCAGCGUUCUGUUCGGCACGCAUGCGGCCUGGGACGCGCAGAAUUUAAAUUUCCAACCGAAGACCAACGGAUCGCACGGAAGCUCCUGAACCAAGAGUCGAGUUCUGUUUACGUCGCUAACUUUCCACGCUUUGGGAAGGUUUUAGCUGGUACUGGUGUUCACAAUGGACCCGUUUACAGAGAAACUCCUGGAGCGAACUCGUCAGAGGCGAGAGCUAUUGGCCCAAAAGAUGGCAGAGAGGCCCACACCGACUCCUCGCAAGCGUGUGUUGGAGAGAAUGCCACUGAGGGAGACUGAGAAUGUUCAGGACAAUCAGGAUGAGGACUCACCCAAUAAGAAGCCUCGGGCACACACCACUGACCAGACAGAAACUAAGACUGUUGCAGUGGAGAAGCUGCUUGGUAAAUCCACAGGCCACGGUACGGCAGGACUGCGUUCUCGUAUGCAGGAACUAGCCAGUCAGCGCAGGAAAUGGGAGCGAGGUGAGGCAUCAGCAGAGCAGGAGGCACCAGCUGUAUCCAGUUCUGAGGAUCAGCCACUCUCCCCCACACCCAAGCCAAGAGCGCAGCCUGCAUCGGGAUCCUCCUCCAGCAGGGGGCGCUUUGCUCACCUGGCUGCAAAGCAGAGUAGCUGGGAGGAUGACACCCACAACCAGGGAUUUGGUGCUCUGCACAGGGAGGAGAAGAAAAAGCAGGCCCCUAAUGCUCCCGCACAGUCGAGUGUCCAGAAACGCCAGGCUCCCUCCAUCCCCAAGGAGGAACCACAGAAGAAAUCAGCCAACACAGGUGGUGGAUUCUGGGGAGGCAAGGAGCCCCGUCUGAGCGUUAGUGAGUCAAAGCCUGUUCACAAACCGACUGUGAAGACUACUGAAAACAAGAAGCCCACGCCGGCCCCUGCUAGUGACAAGCCUGCUCCCUCAAGCCCCUUUGUAAGUGGCAGAGCUGCGCUGUUUGACAAACAAACUCCGAAACAAACUCCAACAAGAACUGUCAAGGAGACAAAGCCUCGGACCAAGACCUCCCAGCCCCCCAGUAAGGAGACCAAUGGUGAGGUUGUGGAGGAGAAGCCAGUUUCUGUCAGGUUUGCUGCACAGCUGUUUGCAGCUCAAGAGGAGAAGGCUAAAAGGGAAGCUAAAAAGACUUGGCUGGUGCAAAAAGAGAAGCUAAAACAGCCUGCAAAGCCUGCUGGGAAUGGCAGGUUUGGAGACAGGGCUCCUGCCAAGGAGCCUGUGAGAGAGACUACGACCACGCCCGCUGAGCAGGGAACUGCUGCCAAGAAGACUGCUCCAGCCACCAAGUCCGUGCAUGACCGCCUGAGAGAGGCCGCCCAGAACAGGCAGCGGGAAAACGACCCGGCAGCACAGAUGAAGAAGGAACGAGCGGCAGAACUGGCCCAGCUCAAGAACCGCUGGGAGAAAUGGGGAGUCAAGAAAGAUGAGGAGACCCCAGCUGAGCCUAAGACUGAGUCAGCAGCUCCCUGUUUCACACCGUGGGACAAACCAAAACAGAGACAACAGGAACCUGAACCUGAGAGUGAGGAGGAUUCAGAGGAAGAGGAGAUGUCAGGUGUUGAAGAAAGCAGUGACAAGGCAAAAGAACCAGAGGUGCCAAGUGCAGAGGUCGAGGAGGAUGAUGAUGAUGAUGAUGAAGAUGACGAAGAAGAUGAAGAGAAGAACACGACAAAAGCCUUAGAUGACCUGCUGGAUGAGGUGAUAGACUCUCCCCCAGUAAAGAACCCCACCCCACCUCGCAAACAGGAACCCAGCAGACAGGAGAAAGCAAAGAAGGUGGCCUUUGCUGCUGAGACAACAACUCCCAAGAUUCCCAAGUCCAGUUCAGCAGAGAGUGUGGUGCCGUCUUCUGUGGAGGAGGUAGAAGAACGGCCGCUCAUGUAUAGUUUGGAGUGUUAUCGGUCCAUGCGCAAGUCCAAGUCAAGGCCCAAUGCUGUCAAAACCAUAGUGCGGAACCACAAGCCCACCAUCAGCACUAGCGAUGAUGAUGACCCAGCUCCUAGUCCAGAGGUCCCAGCCAGGCCCGCCCGCCGGGUACCCAUCAAGGACAAGGUCAAACAUCUCAUGGAGCAGGUGGCCUCGCAGCAGACCAUCGUCCACCAGGCGAGCCAGGCGCUGAACGUCUGCCGGGAUGCUGAACACGGGAAGGGCUCAGCAGAGGAGGUGGAGGCCGAAAGGUUGCUGCUGAUUGCUACUCAGCGGCGUCUAGCUCUGUUAGCAGAGACACAGCGUCUGAAGAACCUGGGCCCUGACGGUGAGAGGGAGGAGUCUAUGGAAGGAGCCAAGCCAUGCCGGGGGACCCUGACCAUCACUGACAUCAAGCUCCCUCUGAAGGGCGAGUACCUCUUCUCCCUGAAGGAAGGGAAUGUCCCAGGAGAUGACUACUUCUUCUGCCUGAUCUACAACGGCCCAGAGAAGGUCAUCCCCACCAUGAUGCUCAGUACGGCCGACAAGAUCGCCGGGGACAGCAUGUGGUUCACCAAUCACAUCGUCCUCAACAACAUCAACAGUAACUUUGAUGUCAAGAUUGAGGUGUAUAACAUGCGUAUGAAACGUCUCAAGCCUGACAACCAACAGAAAUCUGCCCUGGGGAGUCUGCUUGGCAUGCCCUCCCCCAAACUGAAGAACCUGGCACCAAAGAAGAUCUUCACCAACAUCAUGGGGAAAGACAACUCCAUGAGUCCCCUGCUGCGAAGCCUGGGGGGUCCCAGCACUGUUCGUAACAGCAACUUUGUCCUGAUGGGGGAGACGCACAUCAGGCUGUGUGACGUGCGGAAGACCCAGUUCACCCUGGACAAGGUUCCGUUCCUGUCCCCCCUGCAGGGUCAUGUGCAGGUGCGCAUCCACUGCCACAUGGACAGUGGUGUGGAGGAGAGGGGCUUCCUCACCAUGUUUCAGGAUGUGGGUGGCUUUGGUUCCUGGCACCGUCGCUGGUGUGUCCUGUCCAACUGGCGGUUGGCGUACUGGACCUACCCUGACGAUGAGAGGAGGAAGGACCCUAUCGGAGUCAUCGACGUGGGCCAGUGCAUCACCAAGAACAUCACCACUGUGUCUAGAGAGUGGUGUGCCCGUCCCAACACCAUCGAGAUUCUGUGUUCCCGACCAGUGAAGGAUGAUGACAAGGACACCAUUGUGGACUCUGUGGACUGGAAGAACAAGACAGUCACCACCAAGCACUGGAUAUCAGCAGACACCAAGGAAGAGCGAAUCCAGUGGAUAGCCCAGCUGAACAAGGCUCUCACCAAUCUGCGCAUGUGGUCUGCCAAGAACUAACUAACUUCAAGCCAUUUUUAUAUUCAAUUCUGUGAUAUCUGUAUGUAAUCAUGUCUUUGUAUAGCAAUAUUUUAAUGACAUCAUUCACUUCUGUUUCCUGUCCAUCUCUUCAUACUGUACUUUAGAGAUUCACAAUCACUAUCAUCAAUAGUACAUGUAUUAUAGAGGGUCCAGUGAGGUAAUAUCAUAAAUGAUAAAAUAGUCACACAUACUACUUUAUACCACUUAUAAGUGCAGUCAAGCUACAACAACUCAGAUAUCACUAUGGAGCUAGUGUGCAACAGUAACUUGUGGGAAAAGGGCUUAAGAGUUAAAGUGGGCAGAGAAAGUACUGAUUUUCAAUCCCAUGUUGUACAUAGAAUCUGCAUUAUUACCAUACCCUUAUCAUUAUGAUAAUUUGUUCCAAAUUUGUAUGCAUGGAUAAGGGGACUCCAGUGUGUUAAAUAAAUAAUCUAGAUUAUCCGAUAAGAGCUUCACAUACAUUGUACACUUACAAGUAAUCAUGCUCUAAAACUGUUGCAAUAUGUAAUCAAUAUAACUGAGCUAUAGGACAUGGUGGCUGGGCCAGGCGUACGAGAGCUGUGGUGUUUUGCAUGAAGGAAUCACCAAAAGCUGUGCUGAAAGAAUAUAGACCAGAAAAAAAGGAGAAAAGGCGCUCCUUUGGGGAAAGGGUUGAGAUUGGGCAGCAUUGUGAAGCCACAUGGAAGUAGAUUUUUCAAGAUUACAUUUUGAUUUUUAAGUAUUGUUAAUAGAUAUGUAUUCUUUUUAUAGUGAUACUAGACUAUUACUAGUAUAUUUUCAGUUACACACUAUACAUACAGUAGAGGCAAAGUCUUAAUGUCCAAACAACCAGCCACUUCUCUUGCUAAUGAUAAUAUUAUUUGUAUCUGUUCAUGUCUUAUGUUACUGUAGCUACAUCAUUCAAAAUGCUCAUAUCUUUGCAUGUUCUAACCAGUUAUUGCAGUAUUAGUACAAAUGUAUUACAGUCCUGAUAAUGGCACAGAUAGACAUUAUAUCAUGACAAUAGAACAGGGUUAGAGGCUGUGGUAAUUUCAUUAAUAAAGAUAAAUGUUUCAUACAUGCAAUCUGUAACUUAAAAAAAUUGAUGAAGGUUUGCAGCUCUGUUGGUCAGUCUACUGUAAUCUGUUCAAAACAUGACAAUCCAGUAUAACUGGAAUGAAAGAGUAGUGUUGUAGUCUAGGAUAGCACAGAAGCUGAGACUGACUUUGUAUAUAAACAUAUAUGCCUCCUCAUAGGCACAGGGAAUUGUAUACUAGUAGCUACCUGUGUCCACUGUCACCUCUAUCUUACAAUCACUCAACAUUUGGUGUAGGGCUCUCCACUCAAUCUGACUUCUUUAGUUUUAAAUUGUAUCUUCAAAAUAAACAUAUCUAUAAUACCAAUGA